AACCUGGUGAGCCGCCAUUCCAGACAUCCAUUGACCUUAUCCUCUGAUAGAACUAUUCUCUGUUCGCCUUCUAUUCCACUGUCCGUAGUUUGACAUUAAUUAUCACCUUGUGCUAAAACCAUUGUUGGAGAGCUUCAAAGAAAAUAGCCCAUCCUCGUUACAUUGCGAAGCAACGAAGACAAGAAGAAAACCCUAAAACACCAACAUAGCAGCAGCUACUCUCCACAAGAAAACAACGUUAACCCCCCUCCACGCCUACCGCAAGUUGAAUUUCAAGGCUUCUGCUAAUUAAGACCACAAUUGGGGAGCUUAAACCAGUUUGUGCAAAAAAAAUUUAGCGAGGGAUGACAGAAACCGAUAUGGGUUUUCUGUUAGAGAACAUGUUGCAGCUGAUAAACUCUGACAAUGAAUUGAUUCUCAAGGCUUAUGAGGAGAGAGUGGUGGAUAAGGAACACAUCAAAUUGCUUUAUGUGGAUAUGCAAUUCCUACUAAAGUUUCUGAAAGAUUCAGAGGGAAAACGAGAUGAGCAUAAAAAGUUGAAGAGCCUCGUGGCAAAGAUUAGAGAAGUCAGUUGCAGGGCAGAAGAUAUUUUGGAUUGGUUCGUACUCAAUGUUGUGUUGCAGAGAGAUGGAAACAUUACUGAUGAUUUUCCUCUCUACUUCAGUUCUUCCAAAAGUAUUGUCCACCUGGUUCGAAAAAUUUCUGACUGCCUUAAACCAUUGAUGACCGAUAUUGCUUCUAUGAAGAAAUGCAAGAGAGAGAUGAUGGAUAUUCUCUCAAGGUUUGAGUCUCACAUGGCUGGCGAAAUUCAUCCAUAUCUCUAUGAAGAUGUAGUUGAAGAUAUCAAGUUUAUGAUAUCUAUCAUCAAAGAGGCGGUCGAGAUUCAUGAGAAGGGCUCUAGUCUCAGAUGGUUUGAGUUGUCUCCCGAAGUUAAUUGCCUUAAUGGUUUGUACCAUAAGGUGCGUUUCGAGGCUGAGAUGCUUUACCGAUCUGAGAUAAUUCACAAUUGCUCUGACCAUGCCAGAGAAUAUUUCAAUCCUAAGGAGGCACAAGUAAUGGAUUGUUGGAAGGGAUUGAGGCUCACGAUUUUUUUAUCCAGAGACUAUUAUCUCCUCUUCAGAAGGCUCGAAGAGAUGGUCGACAUGGCAAAAAAAAUUUGUCAUGCGUUACCCGGUGUCACAAAAGAGAUCAAGCUCAUCAAGACUAAGGUGACAAAGAUCUAUGAGAGGGGGUCGAGUGACACAUGGCUUAAUUCUCUCGUGACUCACGAAUUCAGUUACUUCCUUAGUUUGUCUGAAGAGAUGCUUGACCUUGGUGAGAAAAAUUUUCGUAGCUUUGAUGGUGUCAUAGAAGAGAUUAAGCCCAUCAUGAUAGAGGUCAUGAAUAUUAACCAGAAGGGAUUGAGGCUGUCGUGGCUUGAGUCUCUUGUAGCUGAUCAAUUCCGUCAAGGGUUUGGUAUUAUCACAAAAGAGAUUGAAUCCACUAAGAGAGAGGUGAUGCUGAUUUAUAAGAAGAUGCAUGGCAUUGGCGUUUCGAAAAUUAGAAAGUCUUCCCAUGGAGCUUUGUCAAAACCCACUAGCUCCAUCGUCAACGAAGAUAUCGUAGUGGGCUUUGAUGAUGAAACAACAAUGGUAAUAGAACUGCUUACUGGAGAAUAUGCAAAGACUCUCAAAGUUAUAGCGAUUAUUGGGAUGCCUGGACUUGGUAAGACAACUUUGGCAAUGAAAGUGUACAACGAUCCUUUCGUUAAAUAUCACUUUCAUAUUCGUGCAUGGACCUAUGUAUCUCAAGUGUACCAGAGGAGAGAUUUGGUGAUUAACAUUUUGAGUUCUGCAGAUAUCCAGCUUAGAGGCAAAUUUGAUGGAAUGAGCGAAGAAGAGUUAGGCGAAGGACUAUACAAAAGUCUGAAAGCUAAGAAAUAUCUUAUUGUCAUAGAUGAUAUAUGGGAGUUGAAGGCCUGGAAUGGUUUGAAAAGAUAUUUUCCGAAUGACAACAACGGAAGCAGAAUUAUAUUUACCAGUCGACAAAGAGCUGUAGCUGUGGCUUUGCAUGCUCAACCUCAUUGUUUGCGGUUUCUAAAUCCAGAUGAAAGUUGGGAUCUAUUGCGUCAUAAGACAUUUCGAGGAGAAAGUUACCCUCCAGAGUUGGAGGAAAUUGGAAAGGAAAUUGCCAAAAAAUGUCAAGGAUUACCACUUGCAAUUCUUGUAAUAGCUGGAGUUCUUGCAAAGAAAGACAAAGUAAAGUACUGGUGGAGGCAAGUUGCUGAAAGUGUAAGUUCAUACAUUGUUACUGACCCAGAGCAAUGCAUGGACACACUGGCAUUGAGUUAUGAUCACUUGCCUUGUCACUUGAAACCAUGCUUCCUCUAUUUCGGAGCAUUCGUUGAAGACUCCGAAAUUUCAGUUUGGAAGUUGAUUGCAUUGUGGAUUGCUGAGGGAUUUAUACCACGAAAUCAGCCAAAAAGUUUAGAGGAAGUGGCAGAGGAUUUCAUGAUGGAUCUAAUUGAUAGAAGUUUAGUGAUUGUUUCCAAGAAAAAUUCUAAUGGUGGAAUCAAAGCAUGUCGUGUCCAUGAUCUUUUGCGUGAUUUAUGCUUGAGAAAAGCGAAGGAAGAGAAUUUUCUAAGCAUAUUUCGAGGUAUGGACCCAAAUGCAUUUUUCAAUGCAAAAAUGUCACGUCGCAUUUGCAUCAAUCCUCAUUUUCAAUAUUUAGCUUCUCAUGCUCACCAUAAAGUUGAUAUAUCUGUUCAUUCAAAUCAUGCUACUGAGAUCCGCUCUUUCUCCUCAACUUUGAAGUUAUCCGAGUCUUUUGUGUCAUCAUUUUGUGGAGUCUUCAAACUUCUUAGAGUGUUGAACAUAUCAUUCAUCAAAAUAUCCUCCUUGCCUGAGGAACUACAACUGCUAGUUCACUUGAGAUAUUUAUCAUUUUAUGUUGAGGAGCAAUAUUUUCAACCAUUGAUAUCCAACCUCUGCAAGCUAGAAACAUUUAUUGUUGAAGGAGGACCAACAGGUUGGUUAUCUUUUUCAUAUGAUAUAUGGAAGAUGGUGAAAUUGAGGCAUCUGUAUACGAAGCGGUUUAUUGAAAUCCCUUACGUAUUCAAUGAUGACCAUCAGUUUGUAUUGGAUGACCUACAAACCAUAAGUAAAUUAGAUCUUUGUGGUCUUGGUGAACAAGCCUUGCGAUGGAUUCCAAAUCUCAAAAAACUAACAUGUUCUUUUAUGGAGUCAUUGGGUGGGGAUAAUAUUUUUCCUAAACUGAAUUUUCUAAUACACCUUGAAACUUUGAAUGUAAGUUACGGUGGAUUCAGAGGACAUCUUGGAAAAUUUCCCCAUCUGAAUGAGUUUCCCCCAAAUCUCAAAAGCUUAACUUUGUCGAAUUUUCGUCUACCUUGGGAGGAAAUGUCAACCCUUGGAAGUUUACCUAAUCUCGAGGUUCUUAAAUUAUCAAAUAAGGCCUUCGAGGGACCACGGUGGGAAACAAGUGAUGGGCAGUUUCGUAAACUCAAAUUCUUAAAGUUUCAACGCCUGGAUAUUAAGCAAUGGAAUGCUUGUAGUAACCACUUUCCCAGCCUCCAAAUAUUGGUGUGGGAUGACUGUAAACAAUUUGAGGAAAUCCCAUAUGGUUUAGGUGAGAUUUUUACGCUGGAGAUGAUUCGGCUAUGGUAUUGUAGCAGCUCUGCAGCAUGUUCCGUUAGGCAAAUCCAGAAACAGCAACGAAGCAUGGGAUAUGAUGGACUUAAGAUCCUUAUCCACCCUGGAAAUAAUUUCGACAACAAUGAGGAUGAUGAAGAUGACAGCAGUUGACGCUGAUGAGGAUGAUAAAGGAUACAAUCUGUCAAUUAUUAUUAUUCUGUAAUACUAAUAAACCACUUUUGAAGACCCAUAGCAUUGUAGGUCUCCAUUCAUUUU
Cornus florida is the source of this 3905-nucleotide messenger RNA. RefSeq names its product putative late blight resistance protein homolog R1B-16. The record is from RefSeq and is a predicted model, not a curated record. Gene Ontology annotation, molecular function: ADP binding. The transcript is spliced from 2 exons. NCBI's taxonomy places the organism in Eukaryota, Viridiplantae, Streptophyta, Magnoliopsida, Cornales, Cornaceae. Gene Ontology annotation, biological process: defense response to other organism. Bases 345 to 3800 code for a protein of 1151 amino acids.